AUGUCUGCAAAUACAGAAAUAUCAAAGGCUCUCAAGGAGCUUAAAACCGCCAUGAAGGCAGUUCUCGCCAUGGACCCGACCGGUGGGGUGAUUCUCCAAACCGCCCAGGAGAGUAACACAUUUUUAGUACUAUGCUUUGUGACAACUAUCAAGGAUAUGACAAGUAUCAAGACUGUGACAACUGUAAAUUUAAAUGACAGUCUGUAG
Molecule: messenger RNA, 207 nt
Organism: Venustampulla echinocandica
Lineage: Eukaryota; Fungi; Ascomycota; Leotiomycetes; Helotiales; Pleuroascaceae
Exons: 2
Coding region: 1-207 (68 amino acids)
Source: RefSeq, a predicted model, not a curated record